AAGUGCCGCCAGAUCGGAGGAUGACGCUUCCUUGUCUGAUGAUGCACAAACGGUGAGGAAAGAAGUUGCCGAUAACAAGCAGAGAGAUCAACCAACCCAAGCCUCUGUGGGCAUCUCCAACACAGCAAAUGGCGCAGCAAAUCCAAAAUCACAUGCCUCUGAAAGCAAGGGGCAAGAACAGCCCGCAGUAGCAACUGAGGGGGGCGCGAGCUCUGGUGAGAAUGAGGGGACGACGGGAGGAGCUGAUGGGCAAGAGGAAGAUGUCCAGCCACAGGAUGGGGAAGCAAAGGCUGCGGCACUCGGCCCCGCACUCAAAAGCAGUCUCGGAAAUUCGUCGGAGCGGGAUGACGGCGUUGCUGGCACCAUGCGUGAGAGCAGGGUGCUGCUGCCGCCGCUUUUUCUGCUGUUGGGACUCUGGGGGUUCGCGGCUCUGUGA
Messenger RNA from Trypanosoma cruzi, 436 nucleotides. Its product is annotated as trans-sialidase, putative. The transcript has a single exon. The annotation marks the transcript as partial. NCBI's taxonomy places the organism in Eukaryota, Euglenozoa, Kinetoplastea, Trypanosomatida, Trypanosomatidae. The record is from RefSeq and is a predicted model, not a curated record.